AUGGAACAAGAUUGGGAAGAAGCCAGGCAUCGAGCGAUGCAAGGUCGUCUACACAGCCUCAGAAUUCGGCUUAUUGAUCUUGCGAAUAACUUGGCCAAUCUUACAACAGAACAGCUGGGCAUUCAUUGCGGUGCCAUCGUUGAAGACCUGCGCAGCUUCUCUUAUGAUUGCAUGGCAGAAGGCAGGGACAGACUCGAUGAAGCCCAGUUUCAAUGGCGACUUGGGGAAAUCGGGGAAUUAAUGGACUUUUCUGUUGACGAGGAGCUCAAAAAUAUUGAACGAGACGAGCAUCAUAAGCCUAGGAUGACAAGAGAAAAGCGCAGGGCCAUGUUGAUGGAUCUCCGAAUCGACAUUCCUUUUACUGAGUUGUGCUUCGUCCCGUGCGAUGCUUAUGACUUCUUCAUGAACCUCAGAGAGAAUCUCAAAGACCUCGUUGUUGAUGAGCUUAGGCAUCGUGCUCACAACCACCACGCUAUGGCUCGCCUUCAGUCUGCCAAGGAAGAGCAAGAGUCUAUCACUAUCAAUGUGCUUGAGCAGGAAUCUAGGGAGCUGGCAAUCCGCGAUAACGUUUACAGAUGUCACUGGGCGGUGAACCAAAUCGAUGCAUAUCAAAGGUAUCUCCAGUUGCCAGUCACAGACGAUAUGGCAUCGGCAGCCGUGGAGGAGUAUGACGACUGUGUAGAAUUGCAGUCACCGUGUCCGCCAGGGAUGAGCUUGCUUGUCCUGGCUCGUGCAGGAGAUUGGUGGUUCGAUCAACCAGUGAACCCUUCUGCCAAGAAACCUCGUUCUCGCGGGCCAAUGCCUAACCUCGAGGUUAUAACCAUCACUCGCAGCCAGCUACGAGAUGAUCAUGAGUUUGUGGGAGAUGCUUUCAAAAAGGAGAUUCUUGAGGUUCAACUGUCUCUCAAGAAGUUGGACAUCGACUUUGAAAAGACUAUUGGUUCUCAGUUUGGGAUUGUAGUUGCAUGGAGGUUCGUUGGAGGGGAUGUCUGGAUGGACCGUUAUGGUCAUAUUGUUCCGAAGAAUGUCAUUGACGAGUCAGCCAUUCACAUCGGUCGAUCAUGGAGUUCCACCAGAGAGGAUUCUUUGUUGAUUGCAUUGUUGACUGGCGUUUAUGGGAAUCUCGAGUCGAUGCCAAGAUGGGGUGACUACACUGAAGACUGA
This is a messenger RNA of Fusarium oxysporum Fo47, 1164 nucleotides long. RefSeq lists its product as uncharacterized. The transcript has 3 exons. Lineage: Eukaryota; Fungi; Ascomycota; Sordariomycetes; Hypocreales; Nectriaceae. Bases 1 to 1164 code for a protein of 387 amino acids. The record is from RefSeq and is a predicted model, not a curated record.